This is a messenger RNA of Linum trigynum, 8353 nucleotides long. NCBI's taxonomy places the organism in Eukaryota, Viridiplantae, Streptophyta, Magnoliopsida, Malpighiales, Linaceae. The record is from the annotation of a GenBank genome assembly.
GCACCAUAACAAGAUCAAUAGUGUCAUUGUCUAUUCUUUUCCCUUCUCACUAAACACAAGCCUCUACCUGUACAACUAAUUAUUUUGGAUUUGUAGCAAAAAUUUGUCUACACUUCAAUGAAAGAACUCCAUCCUGUCAAUAUGUCUGAUUGACUGUUAUCCAUUAUUCCAUUAUCUAACCAAAUAAAGUAGCGUGCCAAUUGCAAUUUCAGUAUAUUACUAGGUCAGUGCUAAAUAAUAGCAAAAGAUUUUAUAUAGCAUCCAUAUCUUUCUUCCAAACUAGCCAUAAGUUGACAAAGCCUCAUUUUUUAUUUUGAUUUUGCAUGAGAAAUCAUGAUGUUUUAGAAUUUAUUUUCAUCUUUCCAUGCUAUAUUGACUUCUAUAUGUCCCAAACAGGAAAUAUGCAAGACCGGUCGACCAUACAAUUUGAAGCAAAGUCAUCAAAAGAUGGUGCUUGGUAAGCGGAAUAGAGUAUGAUAUAUGGUGGGAUGAGAUUAUUUUCAGUAUUGACACUAGAGAUAGAAUUGAUGGCACACUCACUUGAACAAUUUGAUAUCUAGUAUUUUUUUUUUUUUUUUGCUUUUUAUGAAUGAUUGAUGUAUUGGUAGUGAAUAGAAGAAUGAGGAACAAAAUACAAGAAGAGAGCUAAAUUGGCACCCUAGCUAGAACAUCAUGGUGCAGUACUCGGGAUAAAACAUUGAAUUAAACGUUUUCGAGAGACUGCGGGAGCCAACUUCAACUUGAUAUUCUUGUUAAGAACACCCUAGAAGAGUUGUCUAGCUUGACGGAAGAUGUAGAAUGGUUGAAUCAUAAAUUGCCUACUACAAUCCUUCUCCAAUAGUCAUUUUUUUAUGAAAUUCUUCAAUAGAGUUCUUUAGUAAUUGUGGUAGUCCGUUGGAUGAUGCAUUAGACAAAACAUCUGAAAAAUCCAGAAGUUGCUCUCCUUUCUUAUCGGAAUUUAACUACAAUAAUAUGCUAUUGGGUCUUUAGGCGAAAAAAGUUAGAUAGGGUCAUUUUCUUGUAAUGCCUCUAUCAUCUCUUAUCCAAUAGCAACCAAGGUUUCCUUUUGCAGUGGUAUGUCUUCUCGAGUUCUUUCAUUUUGGAAACCAUUUCUUGUUGGGUCUUCCACUGCUUGAUGAAAGACUUCAAUCAUGUGACUUUUCAACUUUUUCCAUACAAUGUGUUGUAUAGCUCCCUUAUUUGGUCUCUUUUUUCAUUAGCCGAUGUGAUAUGUAGAUUAGGGGGCAUUAGCUUAAGAUUUAGUGAUCAACUCCCUUAUGUGAUUUCUCAACCCUUAGGUAUGAAUUUUGGUUGGUAGCUCAACUUAGUUGGGUUUGCCUAAGAGUAACUGGAUGCUAAGUGCUUGUUUAGAGACAUGGGAUAGGUACCAUGUGGUAUGAGACAUGUCACAAUACUUUUGUGCCGACACAUCAAUGAGGUUGCACCACCUGUGUAACAAGUGGGCCAAUGGAGUGGUAACCCGCGAGAAAAAGGAUAAGAAGUGGUGGUUAACUCUUGCCAAUAAGGAUGUGUGGUUAUUUGUUUGUUUUAGUGGAGGGGAUGUUUUUAGGCUUCAUUUAGAGAUUAUAAGUUGAAUCAAGAAUAUUUUGCACUUUGGGAAUGUUCAAUGCUUGCGUCCAUUGCUUACAUCGUUAGACAAAUGCACAACAAAGUGUUGAGUGUUUUACUAGAUGUCUGGAAUUUAAGUUCAAUGCUUUUCCCCCUGCUCUCCAGGUAUGAUGUUGAAUUGUUCCUUUGCAACAGAAAACUACCAUCAGGAGACCUUGUAAGUUGUGUUAGUAUGACUUAGUUUUUUUCAUGUCAGUUCCCUUUGAUUUUUACUUGUCUCAUCGAUCAUGAUCAUUGAAGAUGGAAAUAAUAGUCAAAAGGGCAAUCGAAACUCAAUAUUAUGAGCUGUGUUUGUUUCAGUUUUUCUAAGAUAAUUAACUUCUUUUAUGUUUCCGUGAAAGUAAGAAAGAGUGGGUUGAUAAGGUUUAUGGAAAACUUAAAUUAAUGAGUAAUGAAAUAUUUUGUAGUAAUAAAAAAGUAAUUGUUGUAAUGACAGAUAGUUUGUUUGAUGAUAAAUAAAUGAGUAGGUUAUGAAAAAAGUGUGAGUAUAUAACUCUUAAGAAUUUAUUUGUAUUUUGAAGCAUUAAGUAAAAAUGUAAAUUUGUUAGUGUGGAGUCUACAAGUACCAUGUCUAGUAGUUCUAGAAAGUUGGAAAAACAUAUGUUUGUUUUAGCUUUUAACUCUAGUUAUUUUGAAGCCGAAAUAAACACAUCCAAUGUCGUUUCAACAAGCAUGGUAGAAGCAUCAACAUAACACUAUUAGCGCUUGGACAGAUAAACUUAUAUACAUUUUAUAACAUGUUGAAGGAAGUUCGUGUCAGAUUUGAAGGAUUUGGGGCAGAGGAGGACGAAUGGGUAAAUGUAAGAGAGGCAGUCAGACAACGGUCUGUUCCCGUGGAUCCUUCAGAAUGUCAUUCAGUGAAUGUUGGGGACGUAGUAUGCUGCUUUCAGGUGAGUGGCGAAGUUGCUUGCCAGUAUCUCCCAAAUCUUGUGUGGUUUUAUAAUAGUAAAAAUGUAAAAUGAAUGCUACUAUGGGUAUGAAGUUCAUUUCAUAGGGGGAAGGUAGAAAUGAAAUUUAUUUAGUGGCAGAUUUCCAGCUAGAGUUAUUUGUAGGGUUCAUUAUAAAUGGUUCUUUUUAAAAAAUUAGAUUAAUACUUUUGUUUCAGUUUUUUUUUUUUUUUUUUUUUUAUAUGGGUGAUAUAGGUUUCAUUUGUUUCGGCUUUUAAGUCUGAGUUCUUCCUCAAGUAACUAGCUAUAACUAACACAACCAUUUGACAAUUUGCCUCUCACUCUGUUACCAGGAGAGGAAAGAUUAUGCGAUGUAUUACGAUGCUCAUGUGAUCGAAAUUCAGAGGAAACUGCAUGAUAUAAGGGGCUGCAGGUGCAUUUUCAAGAUACGGUACAAUCAUGACAACGUGGAGGUCAGAAUCUCGAUCGUUGUUCUUCCCCGGUAGUUACAUUUCAGCGCCCGCCCCGAGGGGGAGCGGGGCUUGUUAAUAUUUGGGUUGUUGCUGACUCUGGAAUUGGUUCUUUUGCUGUUGUUGCCAGGAAAGAGUUCGUCUUAGAAGACUCUGUUAUCGCCCAACACCUUGACGCUAGAAUUAAGAGAAGCUAUGGGGAGCGAAGCCAGACCUCUCUCAAGUGUAUAGUAGUCAUAUAUGCCAUCCAACAGAAUACCUGUGCAAAAUGAAAAGCUUUUGUUUCCUCCUUUUGAUGCUUUCAGUAAAUGGGAAGCUGGCAUUACCUUCCCGCUUGUUGAAAUUUGACUGUAGUCUGCGCAGUAGGGACUUUGUUCAGAGUCUAGAGAACUUCAUGGUUGCGCAUAGCAGAAUGUAGAUGGCCAAAACUAUUGAGGCUUUGGGGGGGGGGGGGGGGGGAGAAACUGUCGCCAGUAGCUUUCUGCCUGGUGUCCCGGUACCAGUUUUAUCAGAUGUCGCCGAAGGGACAGGUCUCCUGGCUGCAUCAAACUGAUGCACAGCUUAUUUUGCUGCUUAGCUAGUGCUUGUUAAUAUUGUACAGGACUGGUCCGCUGUACCCGUUAUACUGGUCAGGUCUUUUACUAGUCUGGAGUUUUUGUAUCGACAAUGUGAUCUCUGGUACUGUUUUACAAAAAAUGGUGCUAAUAUUAGGCCAUCAUUCUUGCUCGCUGAGAGUUUCACUCGUGAUGCAUUGAGGCUAGUGAUGAUAAUUUCGACCCGAUAGGUCCGAUAUGUUUUGGAGUAGGUCCGACCUGUCGGGCAUGGGUCUUCUCAUAGACCCUAUCCGUCCUGACUCGCGCCCAUUCUUGACCUGUUCUAGAUUACAUGUAAUUUUAGUUAAAUUACUUAAUUUUUUCUUUUACUACAUAUUUUAACUAUUAUAAAGUUGUAAUUAGUGAAAAUCUCAAUUUUUUCAAUAGUUUAACUAUAUUUUAUCAUAUUAUGAUUUGUUUCUUGGUCUUAUACUGAAAAUAUUUAAUAUUUUUAAUGUUUUCAAUAUAAAUUACAUACUCAUGGGUUGACAUGCUCCGAUUCGUGUCCCAUGAUAAAUUAUCCGACCUGCCACGGGAUGGAUAUGGGUAUCGAGAUACCCGCCCCGGACCUACCCCAUUGUCAUUCCUAUUCUUGAGACAAUCAAUGUGGCUACAGUCUUGAUACCUAUGGUGAAACCGUAGUUCAACGAUUAAUACGACUAAUUAUCGUCUACCGAUUAGUCUUAAUAUUGGUAUUUUGCGGUUGAACUAUUGCUAGAGUACGUUCUCACAAACCAUGCUACAAAUUUCUAUAAUAAAAAAAAAAAAAAAAACAAAACCAUGCUAUAAAUAUCCUCCAUUCCUCCUUUGAUUUCCCAUCUAGAACUUUCUCUCCCCUCCCCUUUUGUCCAUCUUCCUGCCUUUGGAACUUCUAAAAUCCAAUCUUCACCGAUAACUUCCCGACCCUCGAUGAACGUUCUCUUUCUUGCUGGAAGCGUGGCACCACCGUCAUCUUCGCUCAUACGAUCCCUGAGCAGCGAACUCGCUCACCCCAGAAAUCGGCCGUUUCAGUUACCUCUGCCGAAUGGAUUGAGCUCGAAGUGGAUUCGAAUGACACCAUAAUCGCAGAGGAAUCUAACACAAACAGGAUCGCUGUUUUUUUUAUGAGAAUCAAAAUCUUGCGAGUCUGGAGUUCUUAAUAAGAUGGAUGAGUACGACAGUGGGGAAAGGCCCGAGCCAGAGGACGAGGGAAGCACAGCUCCUUUGCCUGAAAAGGUGGCUGUUGGUGGUUCCCAUAGACGGCUUGGGAAAGGAGGGUUUGGACAAGUCUUCGUCGGUAGGCGAAUUGGUGCUGGCCCAGGUGCAGUAGAGGUGGCGUUGAAGUUUGAGCAUAGAAGCAGCAAAGGAUGCAAUUAUGGUCCACCGUACGAGUGGCAAGUUUACAAUGCACUUGGAGGUAGCCAUGGCGUGCCACGAGUCCAUUUCAAAGGCUGUCAGAGUGACUACUAUGUUAUGGUCAUGGACAUGCUUGGUCCGAGCUUGUGGGAUGUUUGGAAUAAUAAUUCACAAACGAUGUCAAUUGAGAUGGUUGCCUGCAUUGCCAUCGAAGCCAUCUCCAUUCUGGAGAAGGUGCACUCUAGAGGAUAUGUUCAUGGAGAUGUAAAACCUGAGAAUUUUUUGUUGGGGCCUCCAGGAACUCCUGAUGAGAGAAAGUUAUUUCUUGUUGACCUUGGUCUGGCUACGAAAUGGCGUGAUAACUCAACUGGUUUGCAUGUUGAGUAUGAUCAACGGCCUGAUGUUUUCAGGGGAACAAUGAGGUAUGUCAGUGUUCAUGCUCAUUUAGGUAGAACUGGUAGUAGGAGAGAUGACUUGGAAUCUCUGGCCUAUACACUUGUUUUCCUUCUCCGUGGUCGGUUGCCUUGGCAAGGAUAUCAGGGGGAAGAUAAAGGAUUCCUUGUUUGCAAGAAAAAGAUGGCUACUUCCCCGGAAACUUUGUGCUGCUUUUGUCCUCAGCCUUUUCGGCAAUUUGUCGAGUAUGUGGUGAAUUUGAAGUUUGACGAGGAGCCAAAUUAUGCCAAGUAUAUAUCCCUUUUUGAUGGGAUUGUUGGCCCAAAUCCAGAUAUUAGGCCAAUUAACACUGACGGUGCUCAGAAGCUUAUAUAUCAGGUUGGACACAAGAGGGGACGAUUGACAAUGGAGGAAGAUGGACAACCAAAUAAAAAGAUCCGAAUGGGAAUGCCUGCAACACAGUGGAUCAGUGUCUACAAUGCUCGCCGGCCCAUGAAACAAAGGUAUCACUAUAACGUGGCUGAUGCAAGACUCUCCCAGCACGUAGAGAAAGGAACUGAAGAUGGGUUGUUUAUAAGCAGUGUGGCUUCAUGCUCAAAUCUAUGGGCCCUCAUUAUGGAUGCUGGCACUGGGUUCACUGCUCAAGUUUACAAGCUUUCUCCUCAGUUCCUCGACAAGGAAUGGAUUGUGGAACAGUGGGAGAAUAAUUACUACAUCAGUGCAGUUGCAGGAGCUAAUAAUGGCAGCUCGCUGGUUGUGAUGUCCAAGGGUACACAAUUCUCACAACAGUCUUAUAAAGUUAGUGAUUCGUUUCCUUCCAAGUGGAUUAAUAAGAAAUGGCGAGAGGGAUUUUAUGUUACUGCCAUGGCCACUGCUGGAAGUAGAUGGGCUGUUGUUAUGUCUCGUGGUGCAGGGUUUUCGGCUCAGGUCAUUGAAUUGGAUUUUCUUUAUCCUAGUGAGGGUAUUCACCACAGGUGGGAUAGUGGUUACCGUAUAACCUCAACUGCUGCAACUCGGGAUCAAGCUGCCUUUGUUCUUAGUGUCCCACGUAGAAAACCAGCUGAUGAAACUCAAGAGACCCUUAGAACGUCUGCUUUCCCAACUACACAUGUCAAGGAGAAAUGGGCAAAGAACCUCUACAUCGCCUCUAUUUGCUACGGCAGAACUGUCUCUUGAACAGCUGGAAUUUUGUUGAAUCCCAUCAGGUCUCAGAAUUUUUCAUGACUUGGAAUUAUGGUGUUGACAACUUGCAUUUGCAAAAUCAUACUGUUGCCAUUGGUUAGCAUCCAGGAGCUCAGGUGCACGCGACCUAAACUCUCGCGAGCUAGUGAACCUUCUCACAUUCCAUUGGGUUUGAGAUGAAUUGCAUUUCACCUAGAAACUCCAUACAAAGCUGGUGAACAACAGAACAGGCCUUUGUUUCGAGGGUCUGUGCACAGGUCCCUGCUCCAUUGUUGAUGUUCUGCCGUAAAUCGUAAUUGCAGUGUGACUUCUCCAGUGAGCUCUCAGCUUUCAUUCUCAGAGGCUCAUGUCUUAGGCUUCCAUGCUCUUCGCCACAGAAGGCGGAGUUGUUUGUCAGUCCACGUCCCUAUGGUUUUUGGGAUGUCCCGAGUGCGGUCCAAACUAUCGGAACUUGCUCAACUUUGUGUACUCCAUCUCAAAGAGCAGAUGUAAAUUAUGUAUUCACAAAUCACAACUAGUCCCAACAAUCGGAGAAAUGCAGCCAUGCAGGUACUAUAUGCGGUCUGUUCUCUCCUUUUCAGGUCCGGAGUAAAUCACGAGUUGACAAGAGCAAAUCCGAAGCAGGUGUAAUUGUAACGUCGAAUUUUGAACCUGGAGAUGGUGGUUCUAACCUAAGCCUUGUAUGAUUCACCUUCAUCCUCUUCUCUGUCGUCCUGUCGAAGCAUCCAUAGUUGCUAUCAACUGCAACUAUCUAUCGACUUUGGGAAAUCAAACCGUUGUGGGCAAGACACGAUCACAUAGCUGGUCUAGUGACGUUUAAGGUUACUUUAGACCUUUCUUUGACUAUUUUUUGUUUAGAAUUUGCUAGUAUAGUACUACACUACAUUUGUGGGAAGCAUGUUCCAGCCAUGUAUAUUUAAUUGAGGCGUGCAGGAUAUAAUGCAAAGCGUAAUCAUUGUUUCGUUAGAGUCGGUUAGUGACUGGAAACAUCUUUUCUUUAGCCGAUUGACUAUACGUAUUAUAAGUGGAUCAGAUCUUGUGCUACCCUUUACUUUUUAGGAUUCCCCCCCCCCCCCCCCCCCCCCCCCCCCCCUUAAUUCACAAAAAGGACGCAUUUUCCCUCUAAUUCACAAAAAAAGAUGCAAUGUAGAAUGUUUACCGGAUGGCUUGGAUGAUGGUUUUCGAAAAUAGUCAAUAGCUAAUUAAUAUCGAUGAAAGAGAUUUUUUUUUGUCACUAAAUAAGUAGUUCAGUAGAAACUUGAAACACUUAUGAAUAGAAUAUCAUUAAACUCUCCAUCAAAAAGAAUAUCAUUAAACUCAUCAAUAAGAAUUUAGGAUUUUGUUAUGGUGACAUGCAUGUCACCGCGACAUGGACUUUUCGGUCGACCGAAUUGACUUAUUUGGGCAGCACGAGAAAACAUUGCGGUCAACCUAAUUCUAACGGCGGUCGACCUCAAUUCAUAGCAUAAUUGAUGAGUCCUUGUUAUCGUUAUUUUUGACUAGUUAUGAUGGUUUAAAGCGUAAUUUAGACGAGCAAAAGAACCACACAAAUCGAUAUACAUAAGCAAAAAAGACACGGGGCAUAGGUUGACUUUCUUGUAUUCGGUCGACCUCGUACCGGAUUAGGUCGACCUCGACACCAACACUUGAUCUUCAUUUUACGUCAAAUGAUUGGAUAAAUUGAUAGAACACUUCUCGUCUAUCUGGUCGACCUCUUUCUUUAUCUGGUCGACCAUGUUGUUAAUGACUGCCAUCAAGUGGUCGACCUAUAUACCUUUACGGUCGACCAUGUUGUUUCUGACGCCAAUGAAAUGGCCGACCGAGGUUUAUUCUGGUCAACCAAAAAUAACAACUUAAACUAAGA